AAUGCUACUGUCUUAUGGGAUAUCGCAAAUUGGUGGCCACGUGAAAAUGAAAUUUAUCCCUUAUAUGAUUCAUCUAUGGGUCAGCUAUUGCAAACACUACACCUCGAACCGAUUACCAAGGUGACAAAUUUGGCAAAAGGCACACAACUAAAACUACUCGUAAAAUUAGCUAAUCAACAGAAGGUUAUUUUUAAACCCCAAUGGUAUGAACGUGGUGAAAUCAUUGAAGGACCCGUUUAUUCUGGUAAAGAUCGUCACGCUGCUGAGGUUUAUGCUUUUUAUUUGGGUGCAGUAUUGGAUUUUCGUUGGACACCCAUUGUUGUGGGACGUGUGAUUAAUUUGAAAACUGAUAUCUAUAAUAACGGUGAUAAUGAGUUGCAAAAUACUAUGACAAUCACAACAUCUGAUAAUGGUACUGAACAUUAUUGCCUAUUUGGUAAAUGUCACUAUUGUAAUGAGGACGAGACUGUUUGUGGUGAUGAGCAUAAUAAUAUCGAAGGAGUUUUAAUUUUUAUUAUUCCGGGUUCGUUAAGCAAACGUCGCUCACCCUGGCAACGUACAUAUAAAGAUGAUAAAAGAGCACCUUGGGAGGAUGAUAUGAAUUAUUGCAAAGCCCUUAAGACUAAAAUGGAAACUAUACGACUUCUUGAUCUUAUUGAUGUUGCUAUAUUUGAUUAUCUGAUACAAAAUGGCGAUCGUCACCACUAUGAGACACGAGAAGAACGCGUUGUACUAGUCGACAAUGGUAAAGCAUUUGGCAACCCUAACAAAGAUCACUUAGACAUUUUGGCGCCUCUAUACCAAUGUUGUUUAUUACGAAAGGAAACUUGGGAUCGCUUGCAAGUAUUUUCGGGUGGUGUACUAACCGAAAUUAUUGAUCGUCUGUCAAAGAAUGAUCCCUUAUAUCCACUUAUUACGGAUAAGCACAAACAAGGCGUAGAGAGACGACUACUAGUCGUUUAUGCUGUAGUAGAGUAUUGUAUGGAUAAGGAAGGUGAUAAAAUAUUUAAAAAUUUAUAGUUAUAGAUAAAAAGGUUAUAGGAAAUAAAAAAUUUU
Teleopsis dalmanni is the source of this 1056-nucleotide messenger RNA. RefSeq names its product glycosaminoglycan xylosylkinase homolog. The annotation marks the transcript as partial. The record is from RefSeq and is a predicted model, not a curated record. Gene Ontology annotation, cellular component: Golgi apparatus. Lineage: Eukaryota; Metazoa; Arthropoda; Insecta; Diptera; Diopsidae. Gene Ontology annotation, biological process: protein phosphorylation. The transcript is spliced from 4 exons. Gene Ontology annotation, molecular function: phosphotransferase activity, alcohol group as acceptor.